AUGAGCGGGGAUCAACCAACAACCAGUCCUGUCUUUGAGACGCCCAAGGCUGGUGCUGUGGCCGACCUCGCCAACGACAACAAUUCCUCACACACAGCAACGACGACACCCGGCCCGGACUGGACGCCUCGUUUUGCAGAGGACUUUUCUGUUUUUAACAAUACCCCGGGCAACCUGAGGGGCUCGCAGGGUCCUUUCUCUGAUUUUGUGGCCCCGUUUGCGUCCCCCACGGUCGAGCAAGCCCAGCUGCAUACAUCGUCGUUGUUGGCCGCCUCAAAACACCACAAACGCCCGCUCUCGAUCGGCAGUAUUGCUACAGAAGUACACACCACGUCCCAUGUUCAUCGUUUGUCCAUAGCGUCCUCUACGACCUCGAAUCUCUCGAACCCCUCCCUCCCUCUGCCGCCCGUUGAUCCUUCCAAACAACUGUCCUCCUCGCCUGGCCCGCUCGUUCUUGCAGCCUUUGGCUCGAUCGCUGAGGACGAUCGUGAGAUCGCCGCCGGCCGCGAAUUUAGCCCCGACUACUACGGCGACGACCAACCACGUCCCGCUGCUGCCAACAGUGCCAAGAUCGAAGGUCCGGUCCCAAUCGCUACAAGAUCCCAGAAGAAAGCACGCGGCGAUACAACUGCUUCCACCUCCACCUCCAAGGGCCAAACUGCGACACCGCCCCCCUCCGCGAGAAAGGGCGGACGCAGGAUCGCCCCCAAGCUCAAAUCACCGGCAGCCUCCGCCACGACCACCAUGCAAAAUGACCAGGGCUACGGCCCGCAGCACCAGGCACCGCCUAACGACUUCUUGAACACACCACAGCAGCAACAAAUGGCCACCUUCAUGGCGAGCCCGACCGACCUUUUCGGGUACCCUAUGUCGGCACCUGCCGCUUCCACAGCGUUUGCGGACGCUCAGUCCUUCUGGGCCGGCGGCGAUCCGACUAUGUCCAAUAUGGAUGUCGACUUUGCGGCCAGCGCCCACGCCUUCGGCUCGCCAGCAUCGAUCCAACGGCAGCUUGAGUCUAUGGACUGGGCACAAGCCAACCAAGCCAACCAAACCAACCAAGCAUACAUGGUGGCAGGUGCCGAAGCCAUGGCAAAACAGCACCAGCAUCAGCACCAGCACCAGCAGCACCAGCAGCACCAGCACCAGCAACACAUGCAUCAUACCUCCAUGGGCUCUGAGAGUGACCCCAAGGGGAUGUUGCAACCCACCCCGCUCGACACAACCUCUGUGGACCACCAAGGUCUGUAUGCCGGCAGCUAUCCAACACCAGUUGAUGACCCUUUUGGCAUCGUUAGCCCGAACGGUGGUGUCAAUCCCGGUCUAUUGUUCACCCGACCACCCUCAUCCAGCUUGGAUCUCAUGGCCUCCGCACCACCUGGUGCCGGAGCCACGAUGGCCCUCGCCGACGCCACCAAUUUUGACCCAACACAACACCAGCAGCAGCCGUUCCCCAGGGCGUCAGCCCCUGGCGUCUUGCCAGUAUCACAGAGCAGUCCACCUCAGGCCAUGUUGAACACAGGCCCCGCCUCCGUGCAGCGGCAGGAGUUGCGCCGGAGCUCGAGUGCCAAGGAGAUCGCACCCAGAAGGAAAGCUGGCGACCGGCCGUCUGCCAGUUCGCCCGUCAAGUCGGCCGGCAACGGUCGCCCUGGCCUGUCACGAAGCCACAGCGAAAACCGCGGUCCCCGCCUACGGGGUCGUGCUUCGCUGCCAGUGCUGGCACCUGCGCUCAAGACGUCGGCCACCACAUCCGCACUCCCACAGGGCAGUGUUGGCGCGCCCUUUUCCAGUCCUGGCACCGGCCUGGGUAUCACACGGUCUGCCUCGUUCGGUGGCAAUGGUGGUGGCCGACCUACCGGCCGCAGCUCGCCGAUUCGUAUGCAUCACCAACAGCGGCAGCAGCAGCAGCAGCAGCAGCAGCAGCAGCAGCACAACCUCCAACAGCAACAGCUCGAUGACACGCAUCUCCCUCGCCUAUCCAGCCUGACAUCCAUCCCCGAAGUCAACACGCCGCAGUCCCGGGCGUCAGUGAAGUUCACCAUUGACGCCAACGGCCGUGCACGCGUCGAAACAUCAGCCGCUGACCGGGACGGACCCACGCCGACUGCCACCCUGCGCCGCAACCAGAGCGCGCGGUCUCUGCAGGGCAAGUCCCGCUGGGACUCCUCCUCGGACGAUGACGACUCGUCUUCGACGGACGACGAGCCCAUCAUCAUCCCGAGCCGCACCACAUCCUUUGCGCUGCCGGACCCCGUCAAGCCCACCAUUGGCCGCGGCCCGCUGCACUCGUCCCAGCGCAGUGUCAGCGACCGCAGCACCACGAGCUCGUCCGCGACGAUGCCCGGCGAUGCGGCCUACAACGACCCGGAGAGCGAGGCCGAGACCGUCAUGAACGACCUGCCCAAGGGCGCCGGUGAUGCCGCAAGUGAACUCGAAAAGCUGCGCCAGAUGCGCCAGAAACGGGCCAGUUUUGCCGGGCCGAGCAGCAGCAACAGCCACAGUGGUGGCGGUGGUGGUCUCGCCGGCAGCGGCUCGGCCAACAACCUUUUUGGCAGCGUCCAGCGCGGGCUCAAGUUUGGUGGUCCGAUUGGCGGCAAUGCUGGCUUUUCGAGUGGUAGACACCAUAGCAUCCAUAGCAUGCAGGCCGUCUCGCCCACGACCCUUACCGACGCCAGCCUCCCCACCCCUUCGAGCGCCCGCUCCCAGGCGCACGACAGCCACGGUAUCCGCUGCAUCUGCGGUCGUCAAGAUGCACCCCCCAACAGCGACGGGUUCAUCGUGCAAUGCGAAUCCUGCGACCUGUGGCUCCAUGGCCGGUGCAUCAACAUCACCAAGCGGACACUGCCGCCGGUGUACAUUUGCGCGUUCUGUGCAAACACGCCCAAUGUCCGUAAUAUCCGCAUCCCGCCGACCGCAGGGUCGUCGCCGUUGGCGCACAAGUCGUUCAAGACGUUCCGGUAA
Molecule: messenger RNA, 2958 nt
Organism: Sporothrix brasiliensis 5110
Lineage: Eukaryota; Fungi; Ascomycota; Sordariomycetes; Ophiostomatales; Ophiostomataceae
Product: 3-isopropylmalate dehydrogenase leu2a
Exons: 3
Coding region: 1-2958 (985 amino acids)
Source: RefSeq, a predicted model, not a curated record